AUGGCGGCCUGCAUGGGCAUGGCUGGCAGAGUUGGAGGCAUUGCUCUGGCUGCGUUAAAGCCGGUAACCAGGCAGUGUUCGAGGCAGAGGACACGCGUGUUCGUCCAGCAGCGGCUUUCACACGGAGCCCGGAGCAGUUUGUACGAACACGUCCGUGAAGGCUACAGCGACAAGCCGGAGCUGGACAUGAGAUGGGUGUGCGAGGAGACCGACAAAGUCAUCGCUAAUGUGGAGAACAGGAAAGGAGACCUGACCGGGGACGAUGUCAGGAAGAUUGUUUGUGUGUGGCAGCAGCUCCAGGCGGUGAGGACAGAAAUCUCUGAGCUGGAGGAGGAGAAGAGACGCAUCAGCGAGACAGUCAGAGCACUAGUGAGCAAGAAGGACAAGAAAGCCCUCGCCAAUGUUCCAGAAUACAGCCAGAGUCUGCAGAAGGGCCGAGACAUCCGCAACAGACUCAUUCAUCUCUACUCCAGAGAGACAGAGCUGGACCAGGAGCACUACGUCCGGGCGCUCAGGCUGCCCAACACCUCGCACCCUGAUGUGCCAGUUGGAGAUGAAAGCCAGGCGAGGGUGGUGGAGCUCGUUGGCCAGAAACCAGAGUUUGACUUUAAGCCCAGAGGCCACGUGGAGCUGGGGGAGAAGCUGGGGCUCAUCAGGCAGAGGCAUCUGGCUCACGUCUCAGGCCACAGGUCCUACUAUCUGAGGGGAGCAGGGGCCAGACUUCAAAUCGCACUCCAGAACUUCGCCUUCGACACAGUGCAGCGACGAGGCUUCAUUCCCAUGGUUGUGCCUGACAUGCUGAAGGCGGCGGUGUUUGAGGGUUGUGGGAUGCAGCCCAAUGCCCAUCGCUCUCAGGUCUACUCACUGGACCCGGCACGUUUCCCAGACCUCAACCUGGCUGGGACUGGAGAAGUCGGGGUGGCGGGGUACUUCAUGGAUCACGCAGUAAACUGGAAGGACCUGCCCGUCAGGACGGUGUGCAGCAGCACCUGCUACAGAGCGGAGACGGACACAGGCAGGGAGACAUGGGGACUCUACAGGGUUCAUCACUUCAACAAGGUCAGAACGACGCACAGACGGGAGGUUUCAGUCGGAUCCAUGCCAAGCUUGUGUUUGUGUGUGUUUUCCUUCAGGGUGCUGGACAUGCCGACUCAGGAACUGGGUCCCCCAGCGCACAGAAAGUACGACAUCGAAGCCUGGAUGCCUGGAAGGAACAGCUAUGGAGAGAUUUCCAGUGGGUCCAACUGCACAGACUACCAGAGCAGACGCCUCAACAUCGUGUAUGAGCGAGAGGACGGCAGCCUGCAGUACGCCCACACAGUGAACGCCACAGCGUGCGCCAUCCCUCGAACCGUUAUCGCUAUCCUGGAGACCCACCAGACCAAAGACGGAUCAGUGCGUGUCCCCCGAGCCCUGCAGCCUUACUUGGGUCUGGAAGUGAUUGAGAAGCCAGAGUACACUCCGCUGAAAUACAUCGGACCCAACCAGCCCAGUCGGCCGCCCAGGCCCGCUCCUAAAGCCAGAUAGUACAAAAAAAUGGAACGAGGCGGAAACAAGAUCACAAGUCAGGAGGGAAACCAGUACUGAACUAAUGGAGGUGGAUUUGUUGGAUGUUCGUCUCCAGGUUGUUCAAUACCUUCAAACUACAAUAAACACAGUCUGACCGG
This is a messenger RNA of Stegastes partitus (bicolor damselfish), 1667 nucleotides long. It is a transcript of the gene sars2, whose product is annotated as seryl-tRNA synthetase 2, mitochondrial. Gene Ontology annotation, molecular function: ATP binding; serine-tRNA ligase activity. The record is from RefSeq and is a predicted model, not a curated record. Lineage: Eukaryota; Metazoa; Chordata; Actinopteri; Pomacentridae. Bases 1 to 1527 code for a protein of 508 amino acids. The transcript is spliced from 15 exons. Gene Ontology annotation, biological process: seryl-tRNA aminoacylation.